AUGCAUCCCUCAACCGUCGCUGCCAUCCUCGCCUUCACGGCUGGCAUGACCCAUGCUGCCCCCGCCUUAGGCCCGGCCUUGUUCCUCCCCAAUACUCAGCCGACCAAGCUCCGAACCACUCUUGGCAAGGCUCGAGUUGACUCCAACUUGGACGAAGUCAUUGACGAUGUGGAGAUCAAGUCCGCUGCAAAGAGGGACUCUAAGAACUCUCGGCUCCGCAAUGUUGGGAGUGAACCAAAUGCUCUCGGCCGAAUCGCCUAUGAUGAUCCGCUUAUGAUCCUUGAACAACAACAACUUCCUGAGGCGAAAAAUUCCGUUGCAAAGAGGAACUCUCAGUCUGGCAAGGAUGAGUUCCAGAACAAUUUGACAGGUCGCCCGGUGACCCUUACUCCUGAAUUGUUGGAAAUACUCAAUCGUCAUCAGCCAUCGACUGUGAAGAGGGAUCCUCAGCGCGUUGCUAAAGGUCGCAAUGGCGAGCCUGUCUAUUUCUACGACGACGUCUUGACUGUAAGCCAGAAAGAGUCAGCUGAGAAGAGGGACCCUGAGGCUCGUCGUCGACUCGACCGGAUCAGCGACGCUAUUGAUGUCGGGACGGGAGCUAUUGGCCUCGUGACUGAUGGAAUCAAUCUCGGCAAGACAAUCGCAGGAUCCCAAAAAGUUGCGAAGAGGGACCCUCAGCGCCGUAGUCGCUUUCGUGACGGUAAUGCCUACCUCGCAGUAGAGCGAGAACCGUCCCCAUUGCCUGCAUCCGUUCAACACGCACCAGUCAAGCGAGACCCUCAGCGUCGAAACAAAGGCCACAUUGUCGGCAACGUUCUUGAAGGUGGAGCUGGAGCUAUUGGAGUUUUUAGUGAUAUCCUCGGUAUCCAUCAAGCUGUAAAUCCUGCGCCAGCAAAGAGGGACCCUCAGCGUCGAAACAAAGGCCACAUCGCCGGCAACAUUGGCGAGGCAAUUGCUGGCACCAUUGGAGCAGCCUCAGACAUCCUCAAUAUCCACCAAACUGUGAAUCCCGCGCCAGCAAAGAGGGACCCCCAGCGCCGUGGUGGUAGCAAGCUUCGCAACUUUGGCAAGGGUAUUGAAGCUGGAUUCGAUACCAUCGGAGCGAUUGGAGAUCUUGGCAACAUUAUUGGAGCUACCCAGCCCCAGCCAGCUAAGAGAGAACCUGCUAGGAAGCUUCGCAACUUUGGCAAGGGUAUUGAAGCUGGAUUCGAUACCAUCGGAGCGAUUGGAGAUCUUGGCAACAUUAUUGGAGCUACCCAGCCCCAGCCAGCUAAGAGAGAACCUGCUAGGAAGCUUCGCAACUUUGGCAAGGGCCUUCAAGCUGGAUUCGAUACCAUCGGAGCGAUCGGAGAUCUUGGCAACAUUAUUGGAGCUACCCAGCCCCAGCCAGCUAAGAGAGAACCUGUUGGCAAGCUUCGCAACUUUGGCAAGGGUCUUGAAGCUGGAGCUGGAGCUAUUGGAUUCGUCGGAGAUCUCAUCAAUAUCGGUGGAGCCGUCCAGCCAGCUAAGAGGGAAGUUUCCAAUGAGCUCGACAACUCUGACGAGGAUAUUGAAGCCGGAGCUACUGAACACACCGGAGAUUUCGUCAAGCGGGACCCUCAGCGCCGAGGCAAAAACUACUUUAUUAGCAAUACCGUUGAAGGCAAAGACAGACCUUUUGGAGACGUCAAUGAAUUCAUCGGUAUUGAUCCUACUAUCCAGGGUCAGCACGCUAAGAGGGAGCCUGCUGGUAAGUUCCGCAACUUUGGUAAAGGUCUUGAAGCCGGAGCCGGAGCUAUUGGAGUCGUCGGUGACCUCAUCGGUAUCGGUGGUGCCGUCCAGGGCCAGCACGCUAAGAGGGAAUUGCAGCAAGGUGAGGCCGAGCAUGCCGACGAUGUCUCUGACAUCCCAGCUCAUCAUGAGCUUGAACUUUGCACGGAGAGUUCAGACUCAACAUGCGAUAGCACCUUGGCUGCUGAGACGGAGGAGUAA
This is a messenger RNA of Exserohilum turcica Et28A, 1971 nucleotides long. RefSeq lists its product as uncharacterized. The transcript has a single exon. Bases 1 to 1971 code for a protein of 656 amino acids. The record is from RefSeq and is a predicted model, not a curated record. NCBI's taxonomy places the organism in Eukaryota, Fungi, Ascomycota, Dothideomycetes, Pleosporales, Pleosporaceae.